AUGGCCGAAGAUGGCCAGAAUCGAGGUCAAGCAUUCGAAACAGAACUACCUGCGCUGGCCAGUAAUUCCAGUAGCAGUGGAGAUCAGGAGAAAGUUGACAAGUCCAAGACGGUGCCAUUCUUCAAGCUUUUUACAUUUGCAGACAGAACGGACCUGUGGCUGAUGAUUGCCGGGAUAGUUGGUUCCAUAGGGAACGGUAUGACGAUGCCUCUCAUGACUGUACUGUUCGGUGAACUCAUUGAUUCCUUUGGACAGAAUCAAAGUGAUCAAGCAAAUAUAGUUACCGUCGUCUCCAAAGUAUCUUUAAAAUUUGUCUAUUUGGCUCUUGGAGCUGGAGGAGCAGCAUUUCUUCAAGUAGCUUGUUGGAUGGUGACCGGAGAAAGACAAGCGGCGAGAAUUAGAAACCUGUAUCUAAAAGCCAUUCUAAGACAAGACGUGGCUUUCUUUGAUACAGAGACAAAUACAGGUGAAGUUGUUGGUAGAAUGUCUGGAGAUACUGUUCUUAUUCAAGAAGCCAUGGGAGAGAAGGUUGGAAAAUUUAUACAACUAAUUUCUACAUUCGUGGGAGGUUUUGUAAUUGCAUUAAUCAAGGGUUGGCUUCUAACUCUAGUUCUGUUAACUUGCAUUCCUUUGCUUGUGAUAACCGGUGCUGCCAUGGCCAUUGUCAUUGGAAAAAUGGCUUCUAAAGGGCAAACUGCAUAUGGAAAAGCUGCAACUUUGGUUGAACAGACAAUUGGCUCCAUUAGAACAGUUGCAUCAUUCACUGGGGAGAAUCAAGCCAUAGCUAGAUACAACACAUCCCUUCAAACGGCCUAUGACUCUGGUGUUCACGAAGGUUUAGCCGCAGGGUUCGGUUUAGGGUCGCUCAUGCUAAUGAUAUUCUGUAGUUAUGCUUUGGCUGUAUGGUAUGGUGGGAAGCUAAUCAUAGAAAAAGGGUAUACUGGUGGUGAUGUUCUUAAUGUCAUUAUUGCAGUCUUAACCGGGUCAAUGUCGCUUGGGCAGUCAUCUCCCUGCAUUAGUGCAUUUUCAGCAGGUCAAGCUGCUGCAUACAAGCUGUUCGAGACAAUAAACAGAAAGCCUGAGAUUGACCCAUACGAGGAGAAAGGGAAAAUAUUGAAUGAUAUUCGUGGUGAUAUUGAAUUGAAAAAUGUAUAUUUCAACUAUCCUGCCAGGCCAGAUGAGACGAUAUUUAGCGGAUUCUCCCUUGUCAUCCCUUGUGGAACUAGGAUGGCUUUGGUUGGGCAAAGUGGGAGUGGUAAAUCAACUGUGAUUAGUCUAAUAGAGAGGUUUUAUGAUCCAAUGGAGGGUGAAGUACUUAUUGAUGGCAUUAACCUCAAAGAAUAUCAACUUAAAUGGAUUCGUCAGAGAAUCGGUCUUGUGAGCCAAGAACCAGUUUUGUUCACAUCCAGUAUUAUGGAUAAUAUUGCAUAUGGGAAAGAAAACGCAACACUAGAAGAGAUUAAAGAGGCAGCUCAGUUAGCAAACGCGGCAAAGUUCAUUGACAAAUUACCUCAGGGGUUAGACACAAUGGUGGGUGAGCAUGGAACUGCACUAUCUGGUGGCCAGAAGCAAAGAAUUGCCAUAGCCAGGGCAAUUCUAAAGAACCCACGAAUCUUACUGCUCGAUGAAGCGACUAGUGCGCUCGAUGCAGAAUCCGAGAGGGUUGUACAAGAGGCUCUAGAUAGAAUCAUGGGUAACCGAACUACUGUUAUUGUCGCCCAUCGUUUAACCACUGUGAGAAACGCCAACACGAUUGCAGUCAUUCACAGAGGAAAAAUCGCAGAAAAAGGCUCACAUUCUGAAUUGCUGAGAGAUCCAGAAGGAGCAUAUUCACAACUGAUAAAAUUGCAAGAAGUGAAUAAAGAUUCAGAAAGAGACGUUGAUCAUGACAAAACCGAGCUUAUUAGAGCUCCCAGCAGACGGUUGUCAAGAAGAAGCAGCAGUGACCCUCAUUUCGCCUCAUUUGGUAUCCCUGUUGGGCUCAUUGUUCCCGAAACAACUUUAACAGAAGGUGAGGCUGCCCCUAAAACAGAAAAACCUCCAACAGUCCCACUUAGUCGCCUUGCUCGUCUCAACAAACCAGAAAUUCCAGUUCUAUUAGCUGGAACUCUAGCUGCAAUCGUCAAUGGUUCCAUCCUCCCAGUCUUUGGAUUACUGAUUUCCGUCGUGAUCAAGUCGUUUUUCGAGCCUCCAAACGAGUUACGAAGGGAUACUAGAUCCUGGGCAAUUAUUUUUGUUGCUCUUGGAUUUACAUCAUUCUUGGCAUAUCCAACAAGAACAUAUUUAUUCUCAAUUGCUGGUAAUAAGUUGAUAAAGAGGAUCAGGUCAAUGUGUUUCGAAAAGGUAGUCAACAUGGAGGUAAGCUGGUUUGAUCAGCCUGAGAACUCGAGCGGGGCCAUUGGUGCUAGACUCUCUGCAGAUGCUGCCACUAUCAGAGCAUUGGUUGGAGACGCGCUUGCUCAGAUCGUUCAGGAUAGCUCAUCAGCUGUUGCUGGUUUGUUGAUCGCGUUUCUAGCAAGUUGGGAAUUGGCUCUCGUCAUCCUCGCAUUGUUGCCUUUAUUAAUGAUUAGUGGAUUGAUUCAAGUGAAGUUCAUGAAAGGGUUUGCUGCUGAUGCAAAGGUGAUGUAUGAGGAAGCAAGCCAAGUUGCAACAGAUGCAGUUGGGAGCAUGAGAACUGUGGCUUCUUAUUCUGCUGAGGAAAAAAUAAUGGAAACGUACAAUGAGAAAUGUGAGGGACCUAGGAAGAAUGGGAUAAGGCAAGGUUUGGUUAGUGGAGUAGGUUUUGGGAUAUCUUUCACUUUGUUGUACUUAGUCUAUGCACUAAGCUUUUAUGCCGGAGCACUUCUUGUUAAAGCUGGUCGGAUAACUUUCUCAGACGUGUUCAGAGUUUUCUUUGCACUGACAAUGGCAGCCAUGGGAAUUUCUCAGUCGAGCUCGUUAGCUCCGGAUUCCACCAAAGCUAAGACAGCUGCGAGUUCGAUAUUUGCCAUUCUUGACAGGAAAUCAGAGAUAGACCCAAGUAAUGAGUCUGGUAUGAUCCUAGAUGAGGUAAAGGGUGAGAUCGAGCUAAGACAUAUAAGCUUCAAGUACCCAACUAGGCCAGAUAUCCAUAUCUUUCGCGAUCUCUGCUUGACCAUUCACAGUGGCAAGACGGUGGCUUUAGUCGGAGAAAGUGGAAGUGGGAAGUCAACCGUGAUUGCUUUAUUGGAAAGAUUCUACGACCCUAAUUCCGGUCAAAUUACACUAGAUGGGGUAGACAUACAGAGGCUUAAAUUGAAGUGGCUAAGGCAGCAAAUGGGGUUGGUGGGUCAAGAACCAGUCCUUUUCAACGACACAAUUCGCACCAACAUAGCUUAUGGAAAAGGAGGGGAUGCAACAGAGUCAGAAAUUUUAUCAGCAUCUCAAUUGGCAAAUGCCCACAAGUUCAUCAGCGGAUUAAACCAGGGUUACGACACGAUGGUGGGAGAGAGAGGAAUUCAGAUGUCCGGUGGACAAAAGCAAAGAGUGGCAAUCGCCCGAGCUAUAGUGAAGGAUCCUAAGAUAUUGUUGCUUGAUGAAGCAACAAGUGCCCUCGACGCAGAGUCAGAGAGGGUGGUCCAAGAUGCCUUGGACCGUGUGAUGGUGAACCGAACAACAGUUGUAGUAGCCCAUCGCUUGUCCACAAUCAAGAAUGCAGAUGUGAUUGCGGUUGUAAAGAAUGGUGUCAUCGUGGAGAAGGGAAGCCACGAUACACUUAUCCACAUCAAUGAUGGCGUUUACGCUUCUUUGGUAGCCCUUCACAUGAGUACUUCAUCCUAAG
This is a messenger RNA of Impatiens glandulifera, 3799 nucleotides long. RefSeq names its product ABC transporter B family member 4-like. Gene Ontology annotation, cellular component: membrane. The transcript has 12 exons. Bases 1 to 3798 code for a protein of 1265 amino acids. Gene Ontology annotation, biological process: transmembrane transport. The record is from RefSeq and is a predicted model, not a curated record. Lineage: Eukaryota; Viridiplantae; Streptophyta; Magnoliopsida; Ericales; Balsaminaceae. Gene Ontology annotation, molecular function: ATP hydrolysis activity; ATP binding; ABC-type transporter activity.